Messenger RNA from Styela clava, 2049 nucleotides. RefSeq names its product upstream stimulatory factor-like. Gene Ontology annotation, biological process: regulation of transcription by RNA polymerase II. NCBI's taxonomy places the organism in Eukaryota, Metazoa, Chordata, Ascidiacea, Stolidobranchia, Styelidae. The record is from RefSeq and is a predicted model, not a curated record. Gene Ontology annotation, molecular function: protein dimerization activity; RNA polymerase II cis-regulatory region sequence-specific DNA binding; DNA-binding transcription factor activity, RNA polymerase II-specific.
GUCACAUGAUUUUGUUUGUUCCCGUGACCUAAACUCGUGAUCACUACAUCGCGAAAUUUAAAUGCCCGGCUUCUCUGCAAGCUCUGCAGAUGGACGUCAGCCUCAAUGAAGUUAUUGACAUUCCUGAAAAAGACCAGGAUGAACUAGUGGAAGAAACAGCACCCACUCUUGAAACAGAGGACGAACAAUCUAGUAUGCCUGAAAGUGUAAAUACAACACAAUCUGGUAGCGGUGGAGGAUUUCAUUAUCAAAUACGCAAUCCAGAUAAUGGACAGGUAACAUAUAGAGUUGUUCAAGUGGGCGGAGAUGAAAAUAAUCAGCAAGCAACAUUAAGUAUAGUCACUACAAAUGGAAUAUUAAAUCAACUAUCACAGGAUGAAGGUAGUGGAGGUGGAUCACCACAAGAGCAGGUGGCAAUCGUUGCAAACCCUUUCAACAAUGAUUCUGGGAAUGAAUCGGCUGCAAACACAGCAUCUAGUAACGCUACGCCUGGAUCACAAAGGUUUGCAUAUUUUGCUGCAUCUAAUACAUCUACAGAUCUAUCUUCACCUACUUCUACUGGAUCAACAACAGCUGGACAAACAGAACAGCAAUUGCUUUCAAGUGGUCAAUUCUAUGUGAUGAUGUCACCUCAAGAAGUGUUGCAAAGCAGUACGACCGGCACCCCUCAGAGAGCUAUUCUUGGAAGAACAUCCUUCCAAGCACGAACAGAUGACACUAGAAAUACGAGAGAUGAUUCACGAAGAGUUCAACAUAAUGAGGUCGAGCGGCGGAGAAGAGAUAAAAUUAAUACAUGGAUUUUAAAACUAGGGACUAUUAUACCAGACUGUGCCAAUGAUCAUACAAAACAGGGUCAGGUACGUAAUAGCAAGGGUGGAAUCUUGGCUAAAGCUUUUGAUUACAUUGUUGACUUGCAACAUGCUAAUAGUCAAUUAUCGGAAAGUUUGAAAGACUGCGAGCAACUCCAACUCAACUAUGAAAUGUGUAGGCAGCAGUUGGAAGACUCAAAGCAAAAAGUUCAGUUGUUAACACAGACAUUGCAAGCUCAUCAAAUUGAUUUUCCUACAUCGCAGGCACAACCGUAGUAGUCUGUGAUACGAAGCCGAAAGUUCUUAUGCUUGUUUUGAAUUUUUUAAAAUCGAUUCCAGAAGUAAGACCUGUCCUGAUUCUUGACUACAAGAAGUGAAAUAAUUACAGGCUUCUAGUCAAACUGUACUGCUCCAAUUACUAGUAUGUAUUAAGACAUUGGUUAUUUUAGUUACGCAUGCUUCUCAGUGUGAUUUCUACCUAUUUAAAUAAAUGUAUGUAUUCUAUUUAUCAUGACAGCAAUUGUUGUUCCAUGUUUUUGAAAAUCAUUCCUGUUUUGAUGUUGUCAUUUUCUGUCGGAAGGAUUUAAAAAUUAUUCAUUCCAUGUCUUGUGGCAACAAAAUUGAUUAACGGAUUCUUUUCAUGAACUCACAUUUUGUGGACUCCCCUUCUCUAUACCAGAUGACAGUCGACUUGAAUUGUUUGAGUCAUGUGUCGACCCACAAUUGCUGAUGUCUUUAUUAUAUGUAGUUCUUAGUUCUUUUUUUGACAGCUCGCAACCUUCUUAUGACCAAACUUUUAUAAUAUUUGUGAUAUGACUUCAGUUAAAGAAAGAAUUUGUAGAUCCAUCAUUGCUAGGGAAGUGAAACACUACCACCUGCUAGCAUGUCUCUUGCACUGGUAGAAAUAGUAAUCUUAGGGUCUCAUUUAUAUGAAUUUUCCGUUCCUGACAAAUCAGGUACUUGAUUUAUCACAUUCAAAAUUCGUCAAAUCGAGUUCACUACCGGCAGAAUUGCACAGAAUUACAUAAAUUAAAAUCACAGCCAUCCGAUUUUGGCUAGCUGUUACUGUUGCUGCAGUUCUGAUCUUUGCUGCCAUUUUUUUCAUUUUCUUUUCAAUAUAACUUUUUAUAUUAUGAAUGUUCUCUUGAAGUUCUGUGAUUGUCUAUUUAUAUUUUAUCUUGUGAUCAAUUGAAGAAUUUUCCGCUGAAUAGUCUAUUUGUAAUAAAUGAUCUAACUUGCA